Molecule: messenger RNA, 1073 nt
Organism: Baudoinia panamericana UAMH 10762
Lineage: Eukaryota; Fungi; Ascomycota; Dothideomycetes; Mycosphaerellales; Teratosphaeriaceae
Exons: 2
Coding region: 207-989 (260 amino acids)
Source: RefSeq, a predicted model, not a curated record
CUGCGAAAUGUUCAUCACCGCUACUGACUUAUAUCAGGCUGACUCCAGGUGUUGGGCAGCAUGGCUUGUUAGGCUUGGUCCAGGCCGAACGACCUCUCGAGCAUGACAACACACCCGUCUACUUUCUCGCCUGUACGCCAACAACCCGGAACCUGACGUCUCGCGGCGAUUGCAAGUCAAAGUCUUUGCAAGUCGAUGUGAGCAGAAUGGCGAGCGCAGUAGCAAACAUCCGCGCUACAUCUGGCGGAAACGCCCGUUUCAAUAAGGAAGCCUUAUCAUGGGACGCUAGGCCCUUCGUAUAUGAAGCGAGUCAAGCAGCUGCAGAAGCUGUAUUGUCAAAGCUGAAGUCUCUCGACAGGCAGCCAAAACAAGUCCUCGAGAUUGGCUGCGGCACUGGCACUCUCUCCUUCCUUAUCGCUCCGCAUGUGGAUCGAGUUGUGGCGGUAGAUGCCGCAGACGGUAUGAUUGAAGUCCUCAAAAUCAAGCUCGCGAAGUCUGGUGCUCCAACGAACAUUCUUCCGGUUGCAGUAUUGCUCGAGGAUCCUGAAGAUGGCUCGCUUCCAGGCGCAGACUCUGGGAAACCGGAAAGUCAAAGGCAGAAAUUUGAUCUGAUCAUCAGUCACCUUGUCCUGCAUCACAUACCCGACUUGGGCUCUGUAUUGAGGACGAUGCUAGGCUGUCUGAAGCCUGGCGGCUGUGUUAUGUUAACCGACUUCGAAGACUUCGGGCCGGAAGCGAAGCGUUUCCACCCAGCAUCCAAGAUGGCGGGUGUCGAGCGACAUGGGAUCGAUGCGGCCGCAAUGUCGAAGCUUAUGCACGAUAUUGGCUUCAAGCAUGUUAGCGUUCAGGCUGAAUGGACGAUGCGGAAAAGGGUGGAGAGCUUCGAUGGCGAGUUUGGCGGUGACGACGGGCUGGGCAUGGCCAAGCAGGAGACGGGAGAGUCGAUGAGCUUUCCAUUCCUGCUGUGUUACGGGGAAAGGGCGGAUUGAUCGGGAAUAUUGGGUCGGGCACUCAAGAUGACACCAUCGGGCUCCAUGUGGCUUUCGGCAACGGCUUGAGACAUCCAGGACCAC